Cryptomeria japonica (Japanese cedar) is the source of this 1679-nucleotide messenger RNA. RefSeq names its product naringenin,2-oxoglutarate 3-dioxygenase. Lineage: Eukaryota; Viridiplantae; Streptophyta; Pinopsida; Cupressales; Cupressaceae. The record is from RefSeq and is a predicted model, not a curated record. Bases 367 to 1488 code for a protein of 373 amino acids. The transcript is spliced from 3 exons.
CUUUUCAGUGGAUGAUGUCUAAAAUCAAUAUUCUAUCUUUGAAUGGCCCUAUGAUCAGAUCACAUUCAAUGACCGACUUUGAUAAAUCUGUGUGCCGAUGAAACCCACAUUGGAUCCGGUCUUUGGGUUUCUAGAACUGAGUGAAGAAAGUAGAUGGGCACACCUCCAACCAUCCUUCAACAAGCUGACCCUCUUCGUAUCUACCUGCGGGAGCUAGUACAGCGUGCACUUCAACAAACCCAUUCUUCCUUUAUAUAAAUACCUCACAUAAACGUACAGAGAAGCACGAUUAAAUAGCCUUAAUUCUCAUAGCAGGGUAACAAACACAGGCAAUUUGCUCUUGGGUUUAACUGGUAAGAGACAAAAAUGGCACCAGCAGCCGCAGCGACAGUUCCUGCGAUACCCUCAGAACGACCCGACGUGCUUCCAGUGGGAGAGGCGGAGAGAGCGAAAUCGUUGCAGUCGAUCUUUGUGCGUGACGAGGAUGAGAGGCCCAAAGUGGCGUACAAUGUUUUCAGCAGUGACAUUCCGGUGAUCUCACUGGAGGGGAUGGAGGGCCCUGAGAGAGAGCGCGUGAGGGAGGAAGUGACCAACGCGUGCAAGGAAUGGGGAAUUUUCCAGGUGGUGAAUCAUGGUGUUCCAGAGGAGCUGGUGAGCACCAUGACUCAGUUCUCCCGAGACUUCUUCGCCCUUCCCGCAGAGGAGAAGCUCAAAUAUGACAUGCGAGGCGGCAAGCGCGGAGGAUUUGUUGUGAGCAGUCAUCUGCAGGGCGAGGCCGUUCUUGACUGGAGAGAAAUCUGCACUUACUUCGCUCAGCCCCUGCACCAACGUGACUACACCCGCUGGCCUGAGAAGCCUGAGGGAUGGAGAGAGAUUGUGGACAAAUACAGUGAGGUGCUGAUGGGUCUGGCUAGCAAACUGCUGGCGAUCAUCUCGGAGGCGCUGGGAUUGGAGCCCGAGGCGGUGACCAAGGCGUGCGUUGAGAUGGAUCAGAAGGUGGUGAUAAACUACUACCCCAAAUGCCCACAGCCUGAUAUGACCCUGGGACUGAAGCGCCACACCGAUCCUGGCACCAUUACUCUGCUCCUCCAAGACCAGGUGGGCGGCCUCCAGGCUACCAAGGACGAUGGGCUAAACUGGAUCACUGUCGAGCCUGUCCAGGGAGCUUUUGUAGUCAAUCUUGGCGACCAUAUGCAUUAUCUGAGCAAUGGGAAGUUCAAGACCGCGGAUCAUCAGGCCGUGGUGAACUCCAACUACAGUAGAUUGUCCAUUGCUACAUUUCAGAAUCCUUCGCAGGGGGCAAUUGUGUACCCACUGAAGUUAGAGGAGGGAGAGCAGUCUUUCAUGGAAGAGCCCAUCACUUUUGCUCAGAUGUAUUCCCGCAAGAUGAGCCGUGACAUCGAACUCGCCCUCCAGAAGAAGCUCGCCAAGCUCCCACCUGCCCCUGAACCAGCACCUGUCCUUACCACUGCUCCUGAAUCUCAAUAAACAAUUCCCAACUGGUGCUCUCAAUUCGGCUAGCUGUCUUUUACGGAUUUCCAUCUUGUCUACUUGUGAAAAAUAAUCCGAAUUCAAAUGCCUAAAUAACUUGGAGCUGAGUAAAAUUUAGGGAUUGUGGUGUUGGCUUUCAGUCCCUUGUAAUAGGGAUUUUUAAUAGACAAUAGUUUUAUUUUGAUAAA